GACUGGAAAGGUUCCAGGCCAGCGCAGAAUUGGAUGCUACCCGGUCCCUCUGGACCAGACUGUGGCGUGGCGCCCCCUGGAGGCCACGGGGACCUGCUGGCCGUUUGGCGCAGGCGCAGCUGUGGCCUCAGCGCGCUCCGCGGGCCCGCGGCUACAGGAUGGCGCUGGCGGCGGCGGACCAGGCUGCGGUGCGCGCUCUUUGGAGGAAACUGAACAACAACGUGGGCGUCUACACGACGGAGGCCUUGGAGAGGACCUUCCUGGCCUUCCCCUCCACCAAGACGUACUUCGCCCACCUGGACCUGCGCCCCGGCUCCGCCCAGGUCAAGGCGCACGGCCAGAAGGUGGCGGACGCGCUGAGCCUGGCCGUGGCCCACCUGGACGACCUGCCCCGCGCCCUGGCGCCGCUGAGCGACCUGCACGCGCACCAGCUGCGCGUGAACCCGGCCAACUUCGAGCUCCUGGGCCACUGCCUGCUCGUGACCCUCGCCCGCCACUACCCCGGAGACCUCAGCCCCUCCCUGCAGGCCUCGCUGGACAGGUUCCUGCGCCACGUGACUUCGGCGCUGGCCUCCAGCUACCGCUGAACGAGGGGUGGGUGACGGCGGCUACCCCCCUCCCCCCCAGCCCCGGCGUUCUCUUCCUGCGACGACUGUUCAGAGUUUGAGUAAAGUCCCCGAGAGAAAGCCUCC
Messenger RNA from Pipistrellus kuhlii (Kuhl's pipistrelle), 692 nucleotides. RefSeq names its product hemoglobin subunit theta 1 (gene HBQ1). Gene Ontology annotation, biological process: hydrogen peroxide catabolic process; oxygen transport. Gene Ontology annotation, cellular component: hemoglobin complex; haptoglobin-hemoglobin complex; blood microparticle. The transcript is spliced from 3 exons. Lineage: Eukaryota; Metazoa; Chordata; Mammalia; Chiroptera; Vespertilionidae. The coding region runs from base 159 to 587 and encodes 142 amino acids. The record is from RefSeq and is a predicted model, not a curated record. Gene Ontology annotation, molecular function: heme binding; peroxidase activity; iron ion binding.